Chara braunii is the source of this 3273-nucleotide messenger RNA. Lineage: Eukaryota; Viridiplantae; Streptophyta; Charophyceae; Charales; Characeae. The record is from the annotation of a GenBank genome assembly.
GACUGGCGGAUGCAACCUGCCCAGUGAUUAGGCCUGGUACGUGCCGUAUCCUGCGACGAGCUGGACCUGGGGGCAGUGGGGAGAUCCGCCACGUGGGGUCAAGCUGUCGCUCGAGUAGCGGCGGGUGUGUAGCCGUGUGACACGUGGACUAGGGAUGGCGACAGCGGCGACCUCUUCGUCCGUCUGCCACGUGGGCUCGGUGACGGCUGGGGCGGCGCAAUCCGCUGCUUCGCACGACCGGUCGUCGCAGCGAGCCGUUCCGAGGGCAAUGGCAUCGGUCGCGCUCGCCAGAUCAGCUGCCAUUUUUGGCGGGAAUGGCAGUGCCACGUGUUCGGUCCCCGACGUCGCUGCCGUCCUCAAGCGCGGGCAAUCAGCGGCAGCAACUUUCGGGCUGGAUGCGGCUGGCAGCAGCAGCAGCAGCAGCAGCAGGAGGAGGAGGACGAGGGGGGUGAUCGCUGAUGCCAAGUUGAAUCGGACGGAGGAGGAUGACGAGCACAAGUCACAGCUGAUACUGCGCGCCAAUGCUGCCGCAUUGACCGCGGCGACGACCGUUGUGCUUGGCGGAGCGGGGCCUGCCCAUGCAGAAGGAGUGCACAUCGAAGAUCUGCAGGCAGCUAUAGACCAGGUCGUGGAUGUGUCUAAGCAAAUUGCAGAUGGUGCAGCUGUUGGCUAUGAGGUGGCAAAAACACUUUUUGAGAGUGUGCUGGCGGCGCUGAAGCCUGCGGUUGAAGUGGCAGCGCCCGUUGUGCAGCAAGCGACGGACGUCACCAUCAGGGCAGCAGUCCCGGUUGCUGAGUCUCUAGCGGAGGAGGCCCAGAAAGCUCUUGAGCAGGCAGGGAUAGACACACAUCCAGCACUCGAGGCUGCAAAGACAGCUGUGACCGUUGCGGGUGAUGCUACCGAGCAAGUCACGGAGGCUGUGAGAGCAGCACAGCCUUUGGCAGAGUCCACCCUGGAGAAUGUUCUUGCCUCAGAUCCGCUUGUGCUCGUCAUUGGCGCAGGUGCUCUGCUCCUCCUCUAUCUUCUGGCCCCAUCCAUUGCGGGAACUGUCGCAAGUGCCACAAGGGGAUAUACAGUCUAUGCAGUCACUGACAGUCCCUUCAGCGUCCUGGCUAUUGUCAAAAGGUCCUGUGAUACUGCAAAAGCGGUGGCACGAUCACUUUCGACAAUGGGUUUCAGGAAUGUGUAUGUGGUUCAAGGAGGCUUCAGUGGAAGCACGGGGUGGCUGCAGAGCCGUCUAGGGAGCGAGCCAUACUACUUCGGGGAGCCGAUGAUUCUGUCACCAUCUCGCAUCCUCUCUGGGACCAAGCAAAUUCUCACUUCCAAUGGAGGACGCAGUUCAGGCACGACCAGACGCCAAGUAGAUGCUGAAAUUGUUCGCAAACCUCGCCUCUCCUUACCCAGUGCGAGAGAGUAGACAACAACAUGCAUCUAGUAGCUAUUCACCCAUCUAAUCUUCUCUCUCUCUCUCUCUCUCUCUCUCUCUCUCUCUCUCUCUCUCUCUCUCUCUCUCUCUCUCUCUCUCUCUCGAUCUCUCGAUCUAUCUGUCUGUCUGUCUGUCUGUCUGUCUGUCUGUCUAAUCUAUCGAUCUAUCUUUUAUUUUAUUUCUCUUUUUCUAUAUAAUAUCUAUGGCUAUUUUCUACUCGAUAAGAGUCCACUUUUAGCUAUAAUAAUUAUGACUCAUGCUGUGGCAUUUGGUGGUCAUCGCCAUCGUUUAUCAUCAUCAUCAUCAUCAUCAUCAUUGCGAUAAUCACGUAUGGCAAUAGCAGCAGCAGCAGCAGCUGGAUCUCUCUCAAAAGCCCUAUGACAAGGCCUGCAGAAUGUGCGGCGAAGUAUGUGAAUUGGAUAUAACGACUCAUUCAAGUAUAUCACAUACAUCAUGUGAUAUAUCUGGACCUCUUUUGACAAAAAAAAAAAAAGAAAAAAAAAAAAAAAGUAUAUCACAUACAUCAUGUCAUUCCUAGGGAGGGCAUAAGACUUGCUCACGGCUUCGAGGGUCGGAAAAUAGGUGGUACUAUAACCCCUUCUGGGCAGCCAAGGUCCUCCUGGAUGGGGAUAUUGUUAAUCCUGGCUUGUGGAUUAUGGGGGGAAGUUGGGAAACCCUGUGGGUUAUAGACCCCCUCCAGCGAACCGAGGUUCUGGAUGGGGAUUUACAAGGGGUUGAUAACCAAGGGGUUGAUUUGCUUGUUGCAGAUUAGAGGGGAGACGCCGGGUGUUACAUAAUCCCUGCAAUGGGGCCAAGGUCUGGAGCGGGGAUUUAUAUCCCCAUCCAAGGGGGAGAUUUGCUUGCGAAGUAGAAGGCGGAGAAAAAUGAAGGGUUUUAUAACCCCUCCCAGAGCACCAAGUUGUUCUUAGAUGGGGGGCUAUGAUCCUUGCUGUCAGGUGAAAAGGGAAAAAGGGGAAAAGCGGAGGGGCUGGCUACACAAGCCAUCCCCAGGAGACAACGUCUUGGAUGGGGAUUCAUAACCCCCCAAACUGAACCCCUUCUAAAAAAAAGGGCUUCCCCCCUUCCCUCCAGGGGGUUGAAGAACAGCCCUUUUGGCGUGAUGAGGGGUUGUAGCUGCACACAUUAAUUUUGCCAUAGGUGUGAAAUUACCUGGUGCUUGCAUUAGUCAUUGCUGCUGCAGUCGUUGAAUAGACAAGCAAACUUCCUCUUUCUUUUCCAGAGCUAAGGUUCUGAAGUGGUUGGGGGCCUUGAGAUUCUUUAUGUGGUGGUGGUGAGGCGGGGGGGGGAGGGGGAGAGGAUGUAUUUUCCUGUAGGUGAUUGACUUCACUGGCUUGUUGUUUUUACUUCUUUUUCAGAGGGUCUUGCCCCUCCCCCCCCCCCACUUUCUGGACUGGAGGGUGUGAACCGGGUCGGAGUGAGGGCUUGGUGGGGAGAGAGGGGUGACCUAAUGGUGGGAGGAGUUAAGUGAGUAGAUGGGUUAUUCACAGGAUCAGUCCAAUCAGGGAUUCAAGGUUGUGCAGCUGGUCAUCGCCACCUCUAGGCAGGAGUUGUCGGAAAAAGGACUAGGUUCGUCUGUUUUGAAGUUUUGACAAACGGGCUUAGUAGCAGAUGGAGACUGCUUCAAAAAAAAGAAAAAAAAAAAGAAGAGAUGGAUGGAGACGGCUGUACUUUUUUGUGAUCUCGUCUUAUGAUUUGAUUGCCGUCGUGCAUUUGACCUAAUGGUAGUUAAAUUGUUCGGAUUGGAAUUGAAUCUGGGAUUCUGGGAUAUUCACCACCUUUUUUGUGGUACGGGAAAUUUUCACCCAAUGUUAAAGUUCUCUGGUCUC